GCAGCAGCGCGCUCCAGCAUUUGGCUCGGCUGCUGGGAAGCGGGACUGUGUGUCCGUCUCAGACGCAUUCCACACUGUGUGGGUUUACGGAGCGCCGAGCGUGCUGCGCGCUGCCAUGCGCCGGAGCGGACUCCUGUGCCCGCGGCUCUGCCUGGCCGCUCUGCUGGCGUGGGUGAGGUGGUGCGGGGCAGCAGGGGGCGGAGAGGAGCGGCACCAGUCGAGUCUGAGCGCGGGCACAGGUGACGGGAGGGGCUACGGCUCCGCGCCGCUCGGCCAGUGCACUUACACCUUCGUCCUGCCCGAGGUGGCAGGGGCCGCCCAGCCCAGAUGCCCCGACCAGGGGCCACAAGAGCAGGACAGCAGCAACAGCCUCCUGGGAGAGGCGCAGAGCCCCGUGGGGCAGCGGAUUCAGCACCUGGAGCUGGCCAUGGAGAACUACACGCACUGGAUCCAGCGGAUUGAGGGGUCGGUGAGAAACAAUGCUAAUGUCGAAGCAAGGAGAUUGGAGCAAAGCACAGUCAAAGAUGACACUGCAGCCAUUUUGGAUCUCAGCACCAACUUGCUCUAUCAGACAGCCAAACACACACGAAAACUAAUGGAUGUGGAGACACAGGUUCUGGAUCAGACGUCCAAACUAGAGAUUCAGCUGCUGGAGAACUCUUUGACAAAAAACAAAUUGGAGACCCAGCUGUUACAACAAACCAAUGAAAUCACUAAGUUGAUGGAUCAAAAUGGUGUUUUAGAGCGCCGCUUGCGUGGCAUGGAGUCCCAGCACCAGCAGCAGCUGGAGGCGCUGAGAGAGGAGCGCGCGGGGCUGCAGAGGGUGGCGCUCCAGCAGAGCCAGCUCACAGAGGAGCUGCAGAGCCACGUGCGCCUGGUCACCAGCAACAACAGCCUACUGCAGAGCCAGCAGCAGCAGCUCAGGGAGGCCAUCAGACGCCUGCUGGAGCUCUGCUCACAAGACAAAGUAGAGGCCUCCAACAGCCUGCAGCAAGCUGAUGAACACAGGAGCUUCCGAGACUGUGCCGAUAUUUUCCACUCUGGUUUCAACAAGAGUGGAGUCUACACCAUUCAUCUCACAAUUGAGUACACUGCACAGGUAUACUGUGACAUGGACACGGCAGGAGGAGGGUGGACAGUGAUUCAAAGGAGACAAGAUGGCAGCAUAGACUUCCAUAGGAGCUGGAAGGAAUAUAAGAUGGGCUUCGGCACUGUCUCUGGAGAGCACUGGCUGGGGAAUGAGCCUGUGUUCCUGUUGACCAGUCAGAGGCAGCACUCCUUGAGGGUGGAGCUCACAGACUGGAGUGGCCAGCAAGCGUUCUCUCAGUAUGAACAAUUCCACAUCUCGAGUGAGAACCAAAAGUACAGGCUGUCUGUGAAGGGCUACAGUGGGACUGCUGGAAGACUCAGCAGCUUGGCCUCUCGUGGAGCUGACUUCAGCACAAGAGAUGUGGACAAUGACAACUGCAUCUGCCAGUGUGCACCGCUGCUCACUGGAGGUUGGUGGUUUGAUGCCUGUGGUGCCUCCAAUCUCAAUGGAGUCUACUAUAGCAAAGGACAAAACAUGGGAAAACUCAAUGGCAUAAAAUGGCACUAUUUUAAGGGCCCUAGCUAUUCUCUUCACAAGACCACCAUGAUGAUCCGUCCGCUGGACUUUGGAGACAGUGUCAGAGGACUCAAAAUAGGUCAUGAUGCAUCUGAAUAAGGAACUUGCCAGUGACGAGAAUAUGACAGACUGGAAUUGACUUCCUUAUCAUAUAUCACUCAUCACACACCACCCAGUAUGGCUAGACUGACAUAGGCUGACAUUAACAGUGUCGCAUCUAAAUUCAAACAUUGUAACCCUAAAGCAAGUUGACUAUAAAAUGAAAUUACAAAACAAAAAACAUAGUGUCCAACUAACAAAUAGCAAUUGCAGCUUAUCUUCGAUAUCAAAACAUCUUCGAUAUCAAAUGUUAUGGUAGAUUUUGCAAAAUGUCUAGCUUCUUUUCCCCACCCCUCUGCUCCAAACCUUUGCUUCAACAAGAUCUAACGGUCUCAAGGACAAGAUCUGAUGUUCUGUGCUUCAGCCUGAUUGACUGCACUGCACAUUACAUUAUCCUGCUAUCAUUUAGCCUGGAUGAACUCAGACCAACCUGCCAGCAGAUUUGAAUUUGCUCUGCAGGUCUGCCUGAAAAAGAUCCCAUUGGGCCCCUAUCUGAAAACAGGAUCCCAUUGGGCCCCUAUCCGAAAACAGGAUCCCAUUGGGCCCCUAUCUGAAAACAGGAUCCCAUUGGGCCCCUAUCUGAAAACAGGAUCCCAUUGGGCCCCUAUCUGAAAACGGGAUCCCAUUGGGCCCAUAUCUGAAAACAGGAUCCCAUUGGGCCCAUAUCUGAAAACAGGAUCCCAUUGGGCCCCUAUCUGAAAACAAGAUCCCAUCACUAUCACUAAUCCGGUAUGGGGUGGGCUUUAUAUGAUGAUACAUACAGUAGAGCAUUACAUUCAACAUAACCAAUUGCUGUGCUGAUGGUGACAGGUUUAUACAGAUAUAGACUGUAUUUUCUUUAGAAUUGAGUAAACAACUGCAUUUAAAGCCUUUGCUUACAAGAAGUAUGUUCACCGCACUUCUAAAGGGAUUAAUUUCACUGGUGGCCACUCACCUGAAAGUGGUAAAACAGGAUGUUCUCAAACAGCCAUCAGUGGGAUCUUUUCAGACAGUCCUGCAGAGCAAAUUCAAAUGUGCUAACAGGUUUGUCUGGGUCCAGGCUAGCUGUCAUUAUUAAUUAGCAGUGCAUUUUAGGAUAUACUAGGAUUUAGUGGGGUUUUUCAUGAUACAUGGAUACAUGCUGUCUGGUGAUGCACUGAUAUACUGUUCAGCUGUACGCAUACAGUACAACACAGAUAAUAUGCAUUGUGUACAUUAUUGUUAUUCCCUGUCAUUUCUUUUUUUUCUCAUUAUUCAUACAGAACGUAUGGUAUGCAUUGUGUAAAUUAUUGUUAUUCCAUGUCAUUUAUUUUUUCCAUUUACUAACAUCUGAAACUAACCGCAACACAAACGACUUUUGCAUGCUGUCAGAGUCAUGAGCAUAUGGAGAUGCAUGUGUUGACACUUGCUACUUGCUACAUGCUAGAAGGCUGGCUUCUAUCUCACAGUACAGUACUAACAUUUAAAAUGACCUUUAACACUAUACUGCACACCAAUGAUAUCCACCGUAUUGGUAAAGGGAUUUAAGUCAUGGUUACUUUUACAGCAGAAUGUGUUACUUUUUGCCUGCCAGUUUCUUUCCCUUGUUUGAGAACAUGCUUCCAUUUACUGUGUGACUGAUGCUGUCUGAAGAUCUAGUCUUCACAGUGUACUGGUGCUCAGAUCUCACCUAUGACACAGAAUGAAGGCAGCGCUGCUGGUAUGGGGGAUGAAGGGUCAUGGAAUAGAACCACAGCCCUCAGCAGCACAGAGGGCAGCUGGUCCACACAUUGGUCAGAUUGUUGAACCUGGGGACCUCGCGACAAUUGUGUAUAUUGUCAACAAACUGCUCAUCUGACACGAGUGGGUUCAACUGGACACAAGUGUUGUAUAAAGAGAGUUCAAGUGAGUCCAUUGAUGCAUUAUCACUUCUGAGAAAUUUUAUUUGACCCUACCUGUCACUCUCUCCUUCUUUCUUUUUGUGAGGGUUGAAUCUGGUGUGAGGGGUGAGUUUGUUUUGUCUUUGCCUACAGUAUAUUACAGGGAACAUCUGUAGUGGAAGUGAAGUCAGAGGAUUGUGUGGGCUAAAAUAAAUGAGAUAAAUACAUAUUUGAUACCUUUGCACUGAUUGAGUUCAAUACAGUGUGUCAAAUGUAAAUACAUGUUUCUUCAUCAAUCCAUCCUCCUCCUGACCACUCAACAUGAGGGAAAAAAAUCUAUAGAUCUAUAAGUCUAUGAGAAUGAGCGUCAUGAAUUUUAAACAUCCAUUUUUAUAAAUAUCUUGUUUCUUUAUGGCUCACAUAUUUAAAUAAUGAAGACUUAAAACGUUCCUUCCUCUUAGUAGGCCUACCUCUAUUCAGUAUGAGGAAAUAAUACAUUGUGUGUAUGGUAUUUUUCCUGGCAGUACUGGGACAACAUGACUGUGGUACGUGAUUCCCGACUAUCUAAUUGUCAUUUCAUUCCAUCAAAAUCAUUUUUGAGAUUCCAUUAAAUUUUUUGGCAUUUGCUUGUUGGCAUGUUGAGAGGGUGGAGCUGACGGAUGAAAGGUGCGUGUGAUUAUAAAACUGCCAUGAGUAAUUGUGAAACUUGCCUGCCUGAGUCUGCUGUCAACACAUCUGUUGUGGAGGCAUCGUACGUGUCCUGAAAAUGAGCACUGUAAGGUUGCCCAGCCAACUUCCCUGGAUGGCACUCUGUGUGCUGGUGGUCACAUCCCUGACUCAAGCUCAGCCGUACUCGUUCUCUUCCAUCAUGGCGAGUAACUCAGGGACGCAGUUUGCCACAGAGGGAUAUGGACACAUCAGGGCCAUCAGAGUCUGGGACCUUUACGGCUACAUCGCAGGUCUCCAGCUGAGGUACGCCAUCACAUGGGGCCCUGUGUAUGGCCGUAGGAUUGGCCAGGGGACUGACCUGGAGCUCGCUGAAGGAGAGGGCAUUGUGCAGCUCUCAGGGAAGUACAUCACCAGAAACUACAUCCGGCAUUUGAUGUUUGUCACCAGCAGAGGGCGCUCUAUGGUCGCUGGCCAUCCCUUUGGAUCCUCCUUCAAUUUCUACCCUUCCAGCAGCAGCAGUGAGCUGCUGAUUCUGAGCGGCACAGUCAACAGAUACGGCAUCACCUCCAUUGGGGCACACUGGGGACCUUCUGGGUUACCAGCAGCCUCUUAAAUGUUGGUAUGUUUAUAUCGGGACUAUUUGUACUGUUGUUUUUGUUACUUUGUAUUUAUUUGCAUUUGUUUUCAUCAAUUUAAUUUGUUUUCUGAUAUUUUUAGUCACGAAUGCACAUGCAAAGAUCAUAUCAAUGGUUCUUGUAAAAACUGAUGACCCUUUGAAGACCCUGUAUUGCUCAGAAUGUCUGUCCACAUGUCACGACAAAUUCAGAUCUCUAUAUGACACAUGUAUUCAAAUGACAUAUGAUCCCAUGCACUCUAAUAAAGAUGGUAAUUUUAUGUUAUUGUUGAGUGUUGUAGGCUACUUGAAUGCAAGGAUUAACCGGAGUGAAAAUCCUUGUUUGUUCACGCAAACCUGGCCAAUAAAGCUGAUUCUGAUUCUGA
This is a messenger RNA of Sardina pilchardus (European sardine), 5211 nucleotides long. RefSeq names its product angiopoietin-1-like. Gene Ontology annotation, molecular function: receptor tyrosine kinase binding. The coding region runs from base 116 to 1705 and encodes 529 amino acids. The record is from RefSeq and is a predicted model, not a curated record. The transcript has 12 exons. Gene Ontology annotation, biological process: angiogenesis; Tie signaling pathway. Lineage: Eukaryota; Metazoa; Chordata; Actinopteri; Clupeiformes; Clupeidae.